Messenger RNA from Choloepus didactylus (southern two-toed sloth), 4375 nucleotides. It is a transcript of the gene PAK6, whose product is annotated as p21 (RAC1) activated kinase 6. Gene Ontology annotation, biological process: intracellular signal transduction; protein phosphorylation; regulation of MAPK cascade. The transcript has 12 exons. Gene Ontology annotation, cellular component: cytoplasm. Lineage: Eukaryota; Metazoa; Chordata; Mammalia; Pilosa; Megalonychidae. The coding region runs from base 971 to 3022 and encodes 683 amino acids. The record is from RefSeq and is a predicted model, not a curated record. Gene Ontology annotation, molecular function: ATP binding; protein serine/threonine kinase activity.
AGCAGUUCAGCGCUCCAAACGAGCAGGUCGCUGCCGGAGGAUUCAAUUGAGAAAUCAAAAAAAGUGAGCCGGUGUGCGCGGCGGAGGAGGGGCCCCGGGCGAGCCGGAGCCAGCGGGCCCCCCGCCAGGCAGCCUGCGCCGAGCUGUCUUCUGCGGCCACGCUUCCCUUUAUAGCCGCCGCUGCCGGCAGCAGGGUGGGGGAGGGCCCCUUCGCUCCCUUCCUGACGUGCCAGGAGCUGGGAGAAGCCAUCCAGGUGACUAAGCCGCCCCCUGGCACUGAGUCACUCGCUCGUCCAGAGGUUGUCUUCCUUCGCGUUGGCAUUUGACUAUUUUGGGGAUCUGGGAACUUGGAGCUGCACCUGAGUUCCGCCCCUUUAGCGCUCCCGGCCCCACCCCCACCUUGGGCUCCGAGGAAAAUGGGACUUGGGAGUCCACUGUCACCCCCUAAGGAUAUGGAAGACGCCGUCCGGGCCAGCGGUGCCUUGUGCAAGGGGCCCGCUGGUGGAGUGCAAUAUCAGAUGUGGUGAUGCCGGCUGCCCGCGGGUGUGCUGUCCUCCGGAGGGGUCCACAAAGAAGGGGCGCCAACUGGAGUCCUCCUGGGCUGGCUUUGAACUCACUUCCCACAGGGAUGUUUCUGUAAAUGAGUGGCUUCUAGGAGCAGAGUGGCAUUUGGAGAGAGAGGCUGGGUCAGCUUAGGCUGGCUGGGCAGGGAGCACCACUUCCUGGGUCAGAGUCAAGCACCAACCUGCAGUGAGAGAGUGUGAGGCCCCAGCCAAGCCCAGGGAGAGCCAAGGUCUCAGCCUCCUCUCCAGUCCAGUGGAGAUAAUUGUGGUCCUUAUCAGGCCUGCGGAGGGCAGGCCCGGAAAGGUCCUCGGUCUUCCCACUCCUGGGUUGCCUGGGAGUUCUGCCCGCUGAAGAGUGAGGAGAAGCGAGGAAGAGGAGGCGACGAAGGCGGCCCCCAGUCGACACCAUGUUCCGCAAGAAAAAGAAGAAACGCCCCGAGAUCUCCGCGCCACAGAACUUCCAGCACCGCGUCCACACCUCCUUCGACCCCAAAGAAGGCAAGUUCGUGGGUCUCCCCCCACAAUGGCAGAACAUCGUGGACACGCUGCGGCGCCCCAAGCCCGUGGUGGACCCUUCGCGCAUCACGCGGGUGCAGCUCCAGCCCAUGAAGACAGUAGUGCGGGGCAGCUCCGUGCCCACAGAUGGCUACAUCUCGGGACUGCUCAACGACAUCCAGAAGUUGUCGGUCAUCAGCUCCAACACCCUGCGCGGCCGCAGCCCCACCAGCCGGCGGCGAGCCCAGUCCCUGGGGCUGCUGGGGGAUGAGCAGUGGGAGGUCGACCCGGACAUGUACCUGCAGAGCCCCCAGUCCGAGCACACCGACCCCCAUGGCCUCUACCUCAGCUGCAACGGGGGCACCCCAGCAGGCCACAAGCAGGUGCCGUGGCCCGAGCCGCAGAGCCCACGGGUGCUGCCCAAUGGGCUGGCCACGAAGGCACAGUCCCUGGGCCCCACUGAGUUCCAGGGUGCCACGCAGCGCUGCCUGCAGCUGGGUGCCUGCCUGCAGGGUUCUCCACUGGGAGCCUCGUCCCCCAUGGCCUCCAGCCGGCGUGGGGCCAAGGUUGCCAGGCACGGCUCUGAGGAGACCCGGCCACAGUCCUGCCUAGUGGGCUCGGCCACAGGCAGGCCAGGUGGGGAGGGCAGCCCCAGCCCCAAGAGCCAGGAGAGCAGCCUGAAGCGCAGGCUGUUCCGAAGCAUGUUCCUGUCCACUCCUGCCACCGCCACAGCCCCUCCAGGCAGCGGCAAGCCAGGCCCUCCACCACCGAGCAAGCUCAACUCCUCGUUCAGACCACCGCAGAAAGACUCCCCCCACAAGCUGGUGGCCAAGGCCCAGUCCUUGCCCGCGGACCAGUCCGUGGGGACCUUCGGCCCUCUGUCCACCUUGGAUACCAGCAGCCCCCAGAAAUCCCCCCGCACAGCCCCCGCCGCGGGCCCGCCCCCAGGCCGGUCUUCCCCGGCGGGCUCCCCCCGCACCCGGCACGCCCAGAUCAGCAGCAGCAACCUGUACCUGCCCCAGGACCCUGCGGUGGCCAAGGGUGCCCUGGCUGGCGAGGAUGCGGGCAUCGUGACCCACGAGCAGUUCAAGGCUGCGCUCAGGAUGGUGGUGGACCAGGGCGACCCCCGGCUGCUGCUGGACAGCUACGUGAAGAUCGGCGAGGGCUCCACGGGCAUUGUCUGCCUGGCCCGGGAGAAGCACUCGGGCCGCCAGGUGGCCGUCAAGAUGAUGGACCUCCGGAAGCAGCAGCGCCGGGAGCUGCUCUUUAAUGAGGUAGUGAUCAUGCGGGACUACCAGCACCUCAACGUGGUGGAGAUGUACAAGAGCUACCUGGUGGGUGAGGAGCUGUGGGUGCUUAUGGAGUUCCUGCAAGGCGGCGCGCUCACAGACAUUGUCUCCCAAGUCAGGCUGAAUGAGGAGCAGAUUGCCACCGUGUGCGAGGCCGUGCUGCAGGCCCUGGCUUACCUGCAUGCCCAGGGAGUCAUCCACCGGGACAUCAAGAGCGACUCCAUCCUGCUGACCCUCGACGGCAGGGUGAAGCUCUCAGACUUUGGAUUCUGUGCUCAAAUCAGCAAAGAUGUUCCUAAGAGGAAGUCCUUGGUAGGAACCCCCUACUGGAUGGCUCCUGAAGUGAUCUCCAGGUCUCUGUAUGCAACUGAGGUGGAUAUCUGGUCUCUGGGCAUCAUGGUGAUCGAGAUGGUGGAUGGGGAGCCGCCCUACUUCAGCGACUCCCCUGUGCAAGCCAUGAAGAGGCUCCGGGACAGCCCCCCACCCAAGCUGAAAAACUCUCACAAGGUCUCCCCAGUGCUGCGAGACUUCUUGGAGCGGAUGCUGGUGCGGGACCCCCAGGAGAGAGCCACGGCCCAGGAGCUCCUGGACCACCCCUUCCUGCUGCAGACGGGGCUGCCCGAGUGCCUGGUGCCCCUAAUCCAGCUCUACCGCAAGCAGACCUCCACCUGCUGAGCCCACCCCCAGGGUGUGCCUGCCACCUGUGCUCACGGGCAGGGGACACUGGGCAGCCAGCCCGCUGGCAGGGCCCGCCUGCCUCAUCCACUCAGUAUUCUCUCCAAAGAUUGAAUGUGAAGCCCCACGCCAGCCUCCUGCCCCUCAGUCCUCUGGGCCAGGCCGGACCUGCCCCCUUGGCCUCUCUCCCUCCCAAGAGAGGCCCCCAUUGCCUUUGGGAUGAUGGAGACCCCUCCUGCAGGAAGACCCCUUGUUAUUUGCACAGGGAUAUUUCUAAGAAAUGUGGCAACCAGCACUCUCGGCCACUGAGGCCCAAGCAGCAGAAAGAACUGCUGUUGUUUUUUAAAGGUAGCUGUACCCUAGCAUCCCAGGCCACCCAAGCAGGCAGACUGCCUUGUCUUCAGUCUGUUCUCAGCUCCAAUGCCAAACUUUGGGGUCUCUUGAGAGGGACACAGGGAAGGUUUUUUUUCUUAUUGCCCAAAUCCCUCUCCCUCCCUUGUGUCUGACUUCCUGAAGGCCCAGUCUCACCUGAAUUCAUUUCCUGGCCCAUCUGCACUGACAUACACCCUCCUUAUUCAGCGGGCUCAGAACUGUAAACAGCCUGCUCCUAGGGGGCAUUUUCUGGGGAAAGAGAAAGAAUGGGGUUGGUGGUAAAGGUGGUCUCACUUUACAGGAUGUAGGAAACAUCGUGUAUGUGUGUGUGUGUAAGUUUUUAAGUGUGUGUUUAAGGGGAAGAAGGUCACUGCAGCAGCCUGGGUCCCUUCAGGUCACCCACAGGCAGCUUCAGUAAGGCUGCCCCGUCUUCUCUCCCGCUAAGUUCUGCUCUGAAGGGACCUGCUUUCUUGGCCUGGCUUCCCGCCUCUUACAUCCCCUGUUACUACCUGACCAGUGAAGAGGUCCGUGUUGAGUCUAGUACAUCCUGGGAGCUCGGGAGUGGCUUCCAGCAUUGUUUCUGAGUUUCUCCUACACUGUGGAGUCUGAGAGUCAGAGCCAGGAAUGGUAAGGAAGUGGAAACUUUGUUUUACCUGUGAACUUCAUCUCUAUAACCAGCUCAUCAGGGAACCAUUCUUCUCUUCAGAAUCCUGGCUGGGGGUGGGGUGAGGGAGAGGGUCAACCAGCUUCUGGGGUUCCAUCUUGUCAAAAGAAUGGGCACCCCACUUGUGCAAGCUGUCUGCCCCUAGCUGCCUCCUCAGACACCUGUCCCCUUGUCUCCCUUCCUUCCCCACUUCAGAGCUGCUGUGAGACAGGGAAUUCCAGGGAAGAACUUCAGGAGUCUGGACCCUAGCUAGAUAAUAUUUUUAGAUUCCUCUGCUCCCUAGUGGCCUGCUUUGGGGCAAAAAAAAAAAAAAAAAA